AUGCCUACGUUCAACACCACCUCCCCAGAGCUAGGCCUCGACCGCCACAUCUCGUCCCCCAUCUCGUCCCCCAUCGUCGAGCAAUAUGUCUACCCUACCUUCAUCGCCGUCGCCUGGUGCAACGCCAUCGACCUGAUCGUGCUGUGCUUCAACACCUUCAAGCGCUACUCCGGCCCCUACUUCUGGUCUCUCCUCGUGGCCUCCUUCUGCAUCAUCCCCUUCGGCCUCGGGUACAUCCUCAAGAUCUACGACAUCACCUUCACGAACUACUUCCUCGAGAUCGCCAUCCUCGAUCUCGGAUGGUCGGGCAUGGUCACGGGCCAGUCGCUCGUCCUCUGGUCGCGGCUGAACCUGGUGCUCGAUAACCCGCGCGCGCUGAAAGCGCUGCUCUGCCUGAUCGUCGUGGACGGCGCGGUACUGCACUCGUCCAGCACGGCGCUCGAGUUCGCGGUGAACGCGCUGCCGGGGUCUGACGGCGUGGCCACCGCGUUCGGGGUCAUGGAGCGCGUGCAGCUGGUGGGGUUCUGUCUGCAGGAGCUGCUGCUUUCCGGGCUGUAUAUCUACAAGGCUGUGCCGCUGCUCAAGAUGGAUUCGGACCCGCGCUCGCACAGCGUGCUGGUGCAGCUGAUUGUCAUCAAUGUGGUUAUCAUGGCGUUGGAUGUCUCCGUCGUGGUCGUCCAGUAUCUCGGUUUCUUUACCUUCCAGGUUACCUUCAAGGCGUUGGUGUAUAGCAUCAAGCUGAAGCUGGAGUAUGUUAUUCUGGGCCGGUUGGUUGAUGUCGCGCGGAUACGGACGCCGGGUGCGGCUCGGAUGAGGUUAUAG
This is a messenger RNA of Aspergillus thermomutatus, 822 nucleotides long. RefSeq lists its product as uncharacterized. The transcript has a single exon. Bases 1 to 822 code for a protein of 273 amino acids. The record is from RefSeq and is a predicted model, not a curated record. NCBI's taxonomy places the organism in Eukaryota, Fungi, Ascomycota, Eurotiomycetes, Eurotiales, Aspergillaceae.